AAUACCUGUCCCCUUUCUCCGUUCAAGCAGCGAAACUCACCCGAACCCCUCAAUCUUUACUCUAUAUAUUCUCACGUUUUCCAAGGAACGAGAAAAGCUUAAACGAUUCGAAAAGCACAAGAAUAUCAAUGGCAGCAAACACGGACAGGAAUUCCAAGCCUUCAGUGUACCUCCAAGAACCGAAUGAGGUCCAAGGUGUAUUCAACCGCUUCGACGCCAACGGCGACGGCAAGAUAUCCGGGGAUGAGCUAGCCUGCGCGCUUAAGGCGCUGGGAUCCAACACUUCUAAAGAGGAGAUCGCCCGCAUGAUGGAGGAGAUCGACACCGACAAGGACGGUUUCAUCAAUGUCCAGGAGUUCGCCGCCUUCGUCAAGGCCGAGACAGACCCCUACCCCUCCUCCGGCGGCGAGAACGAGCUUAAGGAGGCGUUCGAGCUCUACGACCAGGAUCAUAAUGGAUUGAUCUCAUCCGUCGAGCUCCACAAGAUCCUAACGCGCCUCGGUGAGCGGUACGCCGAACAUGACUGCGUUGAGAUGAUUAAAUCUGUUGAUUCUGAUGGAGAUGGUUACGUUAGCUUUGAGGAAUUCAAGAAAAUGAUGACGAACAAAAGCGGCAAUAACAGCCAAGCGGAGCCACCGAAAUAGACAGCGGUGUGGCGCACUGGGAUUUUGUUGUGUGCUUCUUCCUGGUAUAUCGCCUUUUCCGAUUUUAGGGCAAAAUUCCAUGAUAUUGAUGAUUUAGGGUUAAUUUUGAUUUAUGUUUUUAAAUUUUACUCUAAUGUAAUGACAGUGCCAUUUUAUUGACUUAACUGUUUGUGGAUAUUGCGUUGAAUUGGCAUGAUAACAUUUGAUUAUCAGAAAA
Molecule: messenger RNA, 861 nt
Organism: Olea europaea var. sylvestris
Lineage: Eukaryota; Viridiplantae; Streptophyta; Magnoliopsida; Lamiales; Oleaceae
Product: calcium-binding allergen Ole e 8
Exons: 1
Coding region: 129-644 (171 amino acids)
Molecular function (GO): calcium ion binding
Source: RefSeq, a predicted model, not a curated record